Messenger RNA from Staurois parvus, 294 nucleotides. NCBI's taxonomy places the organism in Eukaryota, Metazoa, Chordata, Amphibia, Anura, Ranidae. The record is from the annotation of a GenBank genome assembly.
CGGAUAUAGUGAAUGCAGGGUCCGUGGAGAGCGGAUAUAGUGAAUGCGGGGUCUGGGGAGAGCGGAUAUAGUGAAUGCGGGGUCUGGGGCGAGCGGAUAUAGUGAAUGCGGGGGUCCGGGGAGAGCAGAUAUAGUGAAUGCGGGGUACUGGGAGAGCAGUUAUAGUGAAUGCAGGGUACGGGGGAGACCGGAUAUAGUGAAUGCGGGGUUCGGAGGAGAGCAGAUAUACUCAAUGCAGGGACCAACAGUCCUGUUUUACUUGUAGAGUCGGCCCACAUCCUAAUAUCAUCGAAU